Menidia menidia (Atlantic silverside) is the source of this 630-nucleotide messenger RNA. Lineage: Eukaryota; Metazoa; Chordata; Actinopteri; Atheriniformes; Atherinopsidae. The record is from the annotation of a GenBank genome assembly.
AUGGCCCAGAGCAGCCUUCACAGCAACGAUGUUCAAGCAAUAAGGAAUAAAUACAAAAAAGCCACCAAGGACAGAGAAAAGCAGCUGAUUUCCAAAGUUCCUCCCUUGGAUUUUCUAUCAAGAAAUUUAGAGAUCAUGACAUUCUUAAUUUUGAAAGACAGAGGACAAGCAGAUUCACUGAAGACAAAAAAAAAUCAAACAACUGUCAAGGUGACAAUCAAGAAAUCUGUGGAAGGUACACAAGAGGACCUCAUUGAGCUCUCCCAUAGUUAUGUAAAAAGAUUUAAAAAGCAUUACUUUAAUAUCAAGCAGCAGUAUGCCUUUUGCCGUGAGCUGAGGAACAACAUCUCAGAGGAAGAGGCUUCGCGGCAUGUUCAGACGGUCCAUUUUGGGGCUUCACAUCAUCAGCAGACCCCCCUAAUAAAGGUGUGUUCUAAGCCUGUGUGCUUUAGCACCAUUUGCCCAAGCAGGCAUAAAAGCCCUCCAGCAAUAUGGCAUCACCUAAAUCCUUUGAAGGAUUACUUCCAAGCCCAACAUCCACAAGUGUCUGUGCUCUUUAAGCGAUGGACCCUGCUAGUCAUGGAAAAGGAAUGCCUUGUGGUUUUGGGGGAGCCUCAAAAAGACAGCUGA